ACCAUAUACGUCAUUCACUGGAAACAACCCAGGCAGGCGUCCUAGGAGUUCGAGCUAGCAAGAGAUUUUUUAACAAGGUUUUGUGUGAUGGCAGCGCGCGUUGUGGCGGAAUGAUAAAAUAGGAUGGGAGGCUGCAUAGGCAUAACAAGGGCUAGAAACGGCUCUGUUGACGACACGUCGGGCAACUCUACGAGGACAAAUUCAGGUAAUUCAAGAAAAAACCAUCCACUUUGUCACGAAGUGAUCAGAUGGAAGUCGGAUGUUCCUUUGACCGAGGGUCAACUCAGAAGCAAGAGAGAUGAAUUUUGGGAUACCGCGCCAGCUUUUGACGGGCGCAAAGAAAUAUGGGACGCCUUAAGGGCUGGCGCGACCGCGGCUGAGGCCCAAGACUAUCAGUUGGCACAGGCCAUUUUGGACGGAGCUAAUGUCUCGGUGCCUAAUGGAUAUUUAACUGAGUGUUACGAUGAAUUGGGAACUAGAUAUCAGGUUCCGAUUUACUGCUUGUCAUAUCCAAUAAAUAUUGUUAAAGAAGACAGUGGUAGAGAUUCGCCAGCUGACUGUUCUGAGCCCGUCGACGGAGGCACAGAAAUGACUUUGAAACUUAGGCUGUCUACAACCCUAGGAGAUGUUAAAUUACCCGUUUAUAGUAAAGACACGAUAGGAGCUGCCAAGAAAAAGUUGCAGAGUCAAGAAGGUCUGGAACCAUCGAGGCAAAGGUGGUUUUUUGGCGGAAAACUACUUGGAGACAAAAUGCACAUAGAAGAAGCUAAGAUUCAACAAAGUUACGUAAUACAAGUAAUUGUAAAUCCGGAAAAAAUUGACACAAGCCCUACAAAAACUAGUUGAACUCAACAAAUUGUAUAUGGGAGUUAAGUGACGCUAACUUUUACUGCGAAAAAGAUCUUUAAAGGACAUUCCUUAACACAGACUACUAAAGUUCAACGUGUCUAUUCAGUGAUGAUUUCUGUACUACUCUUAUCAUUUCCUUAUGUUUUUAUAUUAUUUUUCGAUUAACGUACGGUGCCACAGUUGGUAACAUUCCAGGUUUUUUAUAAGGAAGUUUCUACUACCUUUACAAUCAAAAAUCAGAAUAGAAAAUAAACAUCUUUGUAGAAUGCAAAAAUGUCAUAUAUAUAAUAAUGAGAUAUGCCUACAUACUUGGAUAAUUUUGAAAUUUUACGCGCAGGUCAGGGGAGUAUUUAGAUUGAACUAGAAACAGUAUAGCGUAAACUUGUACUGUUUGGUAACUGAAUUGAUUAGUUUUGCGACAUAAUUAUGUGCUUGAUGAUAAUCGAGUUUGUAGAUCGACUGAAAUGUAACCAAGUGUUUCACCAGUACAGAACACAUUUAAGCAGGCUGUGUUUACUUUUUAUGGCAGAGCUUUGGAAUUUUUUCUUAACAUUUUAUUCUUCAAGUAUUGAAUCGAUAUAGUGAUAUAAAAUAGUAUCUCAUUUCCAGCUCAAAUCAACACAACAAACUUUAUCUUUGAUACCAUGGCCUAGUGAGAAUUCUAGUUAAGACUUGGUCAAAAGACUUACGUUUAAAAAUAGACCGUUUGCUCCUUCUUACAAGCAUAUUAAUGUAUAUUAUUGUACUAUUUUUUAAACUAAAUUCGAAGGCACAGAGUGAAAGUUUUUUGAGAAUCGCACAAUGAAUGUGAGGAAACGUUUUUAUGUUGCUGAAUUAGUAUUGAGGUAGAAAUCGAACUAGUCGACAAAGUUUUGAUACACGCGUGAAUGUAUGUAUAUUUUUUUUUGAAGUAGUAAAGUACUUCUGAUCAAAAGAUUUUGAAGCGCAUACACACACGUCACACGUUUGCCAUAAAGAUCUUUGUACACAAUAACCAGGUGAAUAGCGAGCUAGAAGCCUAAUUUUUCACUUGCAAUUUUUUAAAAUCCUUUAAAUUUAGCUACAUGGUGUCUCAAUCAAAAUGUCACGGCUGAAAAUUUUUGGAAAAGACCAGCUUUAAUGCUGACUUAGUUGAAGCAAAUACUCUGUCCAUCUCUCUGUAAACGAAUGAAGCUAGACAAUGUUGGACAGGACUCGAUGCUUCAAUUUCUUUGUUUUCAGUCGUUAUUCAGCCUGAUUUCGUUUCUUCUUUCGCAACUUACAUCCCGAAUACACCAAUAUAGAGUAAUGACGUUUUUCCCGAUCGAUGAUUUCGCGACGAUCAAUUCAACUAAUAUACAUAUACAUAAUAUGACCAUCCUUCACAAACUGGGCGUUUAUAUAAUAUAUUUAGGCGUAUGUAUUUUAAUUUAUAAAUUACCAGCAACAACUAUAUAUUAUAUUAUUAUAUAAAUACGGUAAUUAGAAGACAGUUUAAUAUAACUCAGUUUGCGAAAGAUUUUUCAAUACCUAAUUAACUACGACUUUAAUAUAUGCGUGUACAUAUUUCAUAUUUUAUGCAUUUCCUUAAUGUAACUACCUGCCAGUUUAAAUUAUUUUGGUAUCGAACGAGGUAUUUACCAAGAUUAAAAUUUGGUAAUAUGCGAAGUAUUGUGGUUUGUCUGGCUUCUUGGGUCAGUAUCGCCAAGUAUCAAUAUCAUUUUCAAAUAGAGUAGACAAAUUGUAUGAAAAACAUUUAAGUGAAAGAGAAACGCACUCCUUCAACUUCUACAAAUCUCGUAUAGUGGUGAAAAUUAUGCAUAAUAUUGGACAUUUUACUUGACAAGGUCUUUGUAAAAUAAUGACUUCAUUGCUGAUCCAACAUUACAAAUCUAACUGAACGAUUACGCAAGAAAUUUUUGACUAGCAAUCAACAAAGAGCGUUGUAAAUCUUGAAAAUUUUUAGUGCCUCGAAUUACCCUGCAGACAAUAGAAGAAUAGACUUAACGAAAAAAAAAAAAAAAUUUCCGUUCACCUUAGUUUUGUGAUAAACUAAGUGCUCUUUGAAAGUCUGCGUAGUUCAGUAAUAAAAAAAUCAAUUCUCUUUGUAAUGAAAAUAAAGGUAGUUUCGCAUUUAUGUACUGUAAUAUAUUUCAUAACUAUCAAUUAAUAACUUUUUCAUAGUUCAACUUGUAAAUGCGUAAACAAAUUUAGUCAGACUGAUGCAACUAUAAUGAUGAAAAAAAAUUCGAAAAAAAUAAACAAUAUAUUUAUCACAGAAGUCUCAUACAAAGAAAAUUAGUCCUUGGAUUAUAAAAUUUUCCUGUUAAGGAGUCUUUUAUAAUGUUUUUAUAACUCAUUACAAGAUGAAUGCUAUUCAUUCAAAAUAGAAUCUGCAUUCAAAUUUUUUCAAGCAAUUUGCAAACUUUAUGUGACAGUUAUAGCGUAUGUAAAAGGAGGGAACCUUGCAAUCAUUACACAGCCAUGUUACAAAAAUACUCUUAGAUAUGUUGCGUUUUGUAAGGAAGCAACGACCACGCAACAAGAGACACGUUGAGAAUGUAAAUAUAAAAAGUGUAACAAUUUAAAAGUGCAAUUUCUAUAGCAUGUGGUGAUUUCAUCACGCAAAUGAUGUUGCCACAUUGGACCAAUGUGUAUAAGAAAACAAUUACAAGAAAAAAAAUUGAUUAAAAUAAAUUACAAAAGGAACAAAAACUCUAUGAUGAAGUAAUUUAGCGACCGAUUGGAAAUGACGAACUUAGUGUAACUGCUGAUGAAAUUGAGUGAUUUCGACAUCGAAAUUGGGGUUACAAGUCUAGUAAUCGAAACCUCUGAAGGAAAAGAACGUUUUUUGAAAGAGUCAAACGGUAUAUACAUAUAUGACGCAGCGAUAAAUUCUAAUUAAUUAGAUAGCAAAUAAAUCUUGAAAAUUUACAUUUUCUUAAUGAAAAUUAACGUCAUUCACACACAUAUGUAUUAAAUAUCCUAUCAAGUCCAUUCAGUGAAAAAUUUAUUCUGAAAACAAAAUUAAAUAAAUAACAAAUGUUAAAAAUAAAUAUCAAACUAACUCGGUUUAUACUAUGUAAGGCAAUAUUUUAAUGUUUGACAAAAUUAUAUAGAAUUCAAAUGUUGUAUUAUUUAAGAACAAAAAAUAAAAAUAAAAGAAUUAAAUACG
Neodiprion fabricii is the source of this 4003-nucleotide messenger RNA. Its product is annotated as ubiquitin domain-containing protein 1. Lineage: Eukaryota; Metazoa; Arthropoda; Insecta; Hymenoptera; Diprionidae. Gene Ontology annotation, molecular function: protein binding. Bases 124 to 846 code for a protein of 240 amino acids. The transcript is spliced from 5 exons. The record is from RefSeq and is a predicted model, not a curated record.